This is a messenger RNA of Entamoeba histolytica HM-1:IMSS, 2289 nucleotides long. RefSeq lists its product as uncharacterized. The transcript has a single exon. Bases 1 to 2262 code for a protein of 753 amino acids. NCBI's taxonomy places the organism in Eukaryota, Evosea, Mastigamoebida, Endamoebidae. The record is from RefSeq and is a predicted model, not a curated record. Gene Ontology annotation, cellular component: endosome membrane. Gene Ontology annotation, biological process: regulation of early endosome to late endosome transport; receptor-mediated endocytosis; endosome organization.
AUGGGAGGAAUUGGAACAUUAUUAAAAAUAUUAGAUGGAUUAUGUGGACAAAUUAAAGAAAAUAAGGUAGCAAGUAUUAGAUAUAUUCUUAGAGCUAUGGCAGUUGCAUCUAAAUUUACAGAGUCAUUAGCAGAAAUUAAAAAAAGUAAUACAAUAUUGUCUAAUAUUAAGAUGUGUCUUGGAAGUGACUUACUUGGAGUUGUAGAAGCAUCACUAGAAUGUAUAACAUGUUUCUCAAAGGAUGAAGAAAUAAGAAAUGAUAUGUAUAAUAGAAAUUAUCUUGGAUAUUUAAUUCACAGAAUAUUAUCAUAUGACCCAACACUUGAAGAAGCAGAACAAGAAAGUAUUCAUCAAAUGAAAAAUGCUAUUGCUGGAAUGUCAUUAUUAGCAAUGAAAGAGUUAGUUAAAAUCCAAGAAAAUACAGAAGAAACAAAAGCAGUGUUUGCAUUAUUUACACCACAACUUGGACUACGAAUUAGACAUGGUAGUGUUGGGGAAACACUCAGUUUAAUUACAUCUACAACACAAACACCAUACUUAUUAUGGACAAACAAAACAAGACAAGAAUUAAUUGAUUAUAUUGAUGCACACUUAAAUGGAACAAUGGAAUGGACACCAAAAGAAUAUGAACUAUUUAGAUUCCCAUCAUUAAAGAAAGAAUUAAUUAUUAAUGGAGUUUAUAUUAGACUCUUUAAUGAACAAAUAAGAACAUGUGAACCACUACCAGAUCCUAUUAUUUUCCUAAGAGCAUGUUUAAAAAUAAAUGAAAUGAAUAAAGAAUGGGAACAACUUAGAGCUAUUGCUAUUUGUAAUGUGUUUGAUCAAUAUGAUGUUAUUAAUGCCGUUUGUGAUGAUAAUGAAUUAUUAGAAUUAUUAUUUAAUUUAUUAAAAGAAGAACCAGAUGACCCAAUUGUUCAAAAAUCAAUAUUACAUUGUGUUAAACGAAUUGUAAGUAAUGGACAAUGUGUUGAAAUUGUUGCUAAAUCUAAAGUAUUAUCUAAAUUCCUUGUAUUACUUCAUCCAACAGAAUAUCUUGAAGAAGUAGUACCAUUAACACAAUCACUAUUCUCAGUAACAACAGGAUUACAACAAGGAAUAAUUAGAGGAGGAUUACUUUAUCUUUUAAAUCAUUUUGUUAAUGACAGUGAACUUGAAAGAAGAGUUCUUGUAUCUCAACUAAUUGGUAAAAUGUCUACUACGCCAGGUAUUGGACCUAAAGUUUCAUUAACACUAAGUAAAUUCUUCCCAAUUUCUAUUAUUAAUACGAUGAAAAUGGAUGCAAGAGGAGCAGUUAUUUUACUAGAUUCAACUACAGAAACACCAGAAUUAAUUUGGAAUUCAGAAAUGAAAAAUGAUGUUGGAAUUUUCAUUGGUAAAAUGACUAAGGCAUUUUACACAAAACAACUUUCUGACCCAACAGUUAAAUGGCAAGUUCCAGAUACUUUUGCAUUUAAAUAUAAAGAACUUGAAAAUGAAUUAUGUAUUGGAGGUGUAUUUAUUAGAAUUCUUAAUAAAAAUCCUACAUGUCCACUUAAUAAUCCAAAUGGAUUUAGUGAUGGAUUAUUUAAUAAGUAUCAAGAAGCUGUUAGACAACGAGAUGUUACUUUAAUGGAUGUUCUUGCUAAAACAGCAGCAGUGUUUUAUACUAAUCAACCACAAUGUUUAGAUUAUUUAGCACCAUCGGGUCAUUUAUCUAAACUCGUAGAAUUAUUAAAGAAAGCACCAAGUGAAUCUCUCUUUAUUAUUCUUCAAGUUAUUGUAAGUAAUAAAGAAUGUAAAGAAAAAUUGAUUGAUGAAAAUGCAGUACCUAUUCUUGCUAUUACCAUUACACAAAUGGUGGAUCAAGCACAACUAAUUUCAGAUAUCUUUAGAUCAAUGACAUCUGAUGUUGAUUGUAAGGGGGUAUUAUGUUUUGUUCCAAAAUUAUGUGGAGAAGAUGUUCAAGAAUCAAUAUUCAAAAUACUUGAUGGUAAUCUUGACCAACAACUUGGAUCAUCUUCCCCAGAAGUGAAAGCAUUAAUAGUUGAUGCUUUACAGAAUGCUUUACAAGAUUCUACACAUUCAGAACAAUUAGAAUAUUGUUUAGACCAACAUCCUUCAUGGGCUAAAUAUUCAAGACAAAAACAUGUUCUCUAUCUUUCUGGUGCACCAUCUAUUGCUGGGUAUAUUGCUGGUCCUACAUCAAGUGGGGCUGUAGGACUAUUGACUGCAGCAGAAGAUGCAUCAAUCCAUCGACCAGAUGCACCACCCGAACUUAAAUAAUUCAAUUAACAUUCCUUUUAUAUUUAA